GAAGAAGAAGAAGAAGAAACUGGGUCGAGCAUUAUUAGUUUAACUACUGUCAUUUGUGUGGACAUUUUGGUUUGUUUUGGUCUUUGUUUAGUUUAUAUUUUGAUUUAAGUUGUGUUGACUUGGGCUCUCAUAUUGGCAAUAAUUUCUGUAUAUGUUUUGUGUGUCUAUGUUGGUGAAGCUGAUUCAGUCAUGUCAUGUGUGGUGUUGUAAGUAUUGUGGUUUUUGUCCCCCUGUUUUCUUGUGUGUUUAGCUAGAGCAGGGGGCUGUUUCAUAAAAGCCGCUUAGAAAAGCGGGGAUUAAAGUCCCAAACCUGACUUGAAUGAGCCGAGCUAAACAUCCGCGCUUAAAUUGGUUCCAUAACAGUAAAUUGAGGAUCAUGUGAUCUUACUAAUUUGAGUCAGGUUUAAAUAGUCUAGAUAAUUGCGCGUGCACGCCAUUGUUUAAAAGUCCUGAAAAGUCGAGCAUGGGUCAAUCGAUUUACUGUGGGCUACCAUGGCAACAAAAGGAAAAGAUAGAGCAGCGAUGUUCACGGCAACGGAACAGCGUUUGCUAUUGGAAACAUAUGAAGAAUUUAAAGAUGUCAUUACCAAAAAAGGCAAUACAGCGGCAAUAAAUAAAGCAAGAGAGAAAGGUUGGCAGGAAAUUGCUGAUCGUCUCAAUGCCAGCAACUUAAGUGAAGGAAAAAGAACCUGGCAGCAGGUGAAAAUAAAAUAUAAAAAUAUAGUUCAGAAUGCGACCAAAAAGAAGACUGAGGUUGCUGGCACUGGGGGAGGGCCACCACCAGCCAGCUUCACUCCUGCAGAGGAGCUGGCUUUGGAAAUUAAUAAAGGGAGGCCCGUCCUUGAGGGAAUAGAGGGGGGGACAUCAUCUAAAAUGAUAUCACCUAGUAUAAGGAGUGAGUAUAUAAAAGUGACAAAAGAUUCUGUAUGCUUUAUGGAUCCACCAGACAUCAUGUUGCCUUGGUCACAGGGAGAAGGCCCAUCAGUUGAGGAAGAUGAGGAGACUGUGUCUGUAUGUUCAAGGAGGCCUGAGGAUGCUGACACUGUUCUAGAGCCCUCUCAGUCUGGGACCACAUGUGAAAAAAACCCAGAAAACAUAAAAGGAGUGUAUAAACGCUACCUCCUUAAACAAAUGGAAGCGACUGAUAUCGACAUCCAGUAUAAAAAACUGAAGAUGAGGAAGUUGGAGCUGGAAAUUCAACAGCUACAGAAAAAUGCAAAUUCACUCUGAAUAAAGACAAAUCACAUUAAA
Molecule: messenger RNA, 1251 nt
Organism: Clarias gariepinus (North African catfish)
Lineage: Eukaryota; Metazoa; Chordata; Actinopteri; Siluriformes; Clariidae
Exons: 8
Coding region: 493-1230 (245 amino acids)
Cellular component (GO): nucleus
Source: RefSeq, a predicted model, not a curated record